Nipponia nippon (crested ibis) is the source of this 1944-nucleotide messenger RNA. The record is from RefSeq and is a predicted model, not a curated record. Lineage: Eukaryota; Metazoa; Chordata; Aves; Pelecaniformes; Threskiornithidae.
AUGGAGGGGAGAGCUGAGCAGCAGUGCCGCAGCCUUCCUCAGCCCCUCCUGGGUGUCUCGGUGGGGGCAGUGUCCCCAAAAAGCAUGCUGCGGGGCACGUCUGCUCCCGAUGGGGUGGGGUGUGCCUGCCUCAGGAGUGGGCUUCAGCCUCCUGCUCUCUGCCUUGCAGGUCUGGGCAGCGCAGCAGGAGCGGGCAGCCCCUGCGAAAAGGCCUGCAACCCCCGGAUGGGCAACCUGGCGCACGGGCGGGUGCUGCGGACGGAGACGGCCUGCGGGCUCCAUGCCACCGAGCCCUUCUGUGCCGGGCUGGCCCACCCCCCCGCCGCCAUGGCCGACUCCCCCUUCCUCCUGCCCCGCACCUGGUGGCAGGCGGCCCAGGACGCCCCCCGCGAGACCAUCCGGCUGGACCUGGAAGCCACCUUCUACUUCACUCACUUGAUUUUGGUCUUCAAGUCGCCCAGGCCGGCCGCCAUGGUGCUGGAGCGUUCCCAGGACUUUGGUGAGACGUGGAUGCCUUACAAAUACUUUGCUGCUAACUGCUCGGCCACCUUUGGGCUGGAGGAUGAUGUGAGUCAGAGGGGAGCCAUUUGCACUUCCAGAUAUUCGAGUCCCUUCCCCUGCACUGGAGGAGAGGUGAUAUACCGAGCCCUGUCACCGCCUUACGCCGCAGAGGACCCGUACAGUGCAGAAGCCCAGGCGCAGCUGAAGAUCACCAACCUGCGGGUGCGGCUGCUGGAGCGGCAGGGCUGCCCCUGCCUCCCGGCAGGCCCGGCCCCCCGGGCCCUGCAGCCCCCGCCACCCCUGCACUACGCCGUCUACGACUUCAUCGUGAAGGGCAGCUGCUUCUGCAAUGGCCACGCCGACCACUGUGUCCCCGUUGCUGGAUUCAAGCCCGUCAAGGCAGCCGGCGUUUUCCACGUGGUCCAUGGGAAAUGCAUGUGCAAGCACAACACAGCAGGGUCCCACUGCCAGCACUGCGCCCCACUCUACAACGACCAGCCUUGGCAGGCUGCCGAUGGGAAAACCGGAGCCCCCAAAGAGUGUCAGUCGUGCAAGUGUAAUGGGCAUGCGGACACUUGUCAUUUUGACAUGGAUGCGUGGCUGGCAUCGGGCAAUCGCAGCGGCGGUGUCUGCGACAACUGUCAGCACAACACGGAAGGGCAGCACUGCCAGCGCUGCAAGCCGGGCUUCUACCGGGACCUCAGGAAGCCCUUCUCUGCCCCAGACGCCUGCAAACCCUGCUCCUGCCACCCCCUGGGAUCGGCCGCGCUCCCCCUGGGCCCCCACACCUUCUGCGACCCCAGCACCGGCGACUGCCCCUGCAAGCCCGGCGUGGCGGGGCCCCGCUGCGACCACUGCCUCCCCGGCUACUGGGGCUUCGGUGGCUACGGCUGCCCCCCCUGCGACUGCGCCCGCAGCUGCGACCCCCACACCGGCGACUGCCGCAGCAGCAGCUCGGAUGUGACCUGGCACCACGAAGCACCUCCUUUCCAAGCAGUGCUCAACAAAAGUGAGCCCGACUGGGGCUGGGAGGAUGAGCAGGGCUUCUCGGCACUCCGGCAUUCCGGCAAAUGCGAAUGUAAAGAGCAAGUUCUAGGAAAUCCCAAGGUCUUCUGUGGGAUGAAGUACACCUAUGUGAUCAAGACGAAGAUCAUGUCAGCUCAUGACAAAGGCUCCCAUGCAGAAGUCAAUGUGAAGAUCAAGAAAGUCUUGAAAUCUACAAAGCUGAAGAUCCUCCGGGGCAAGAGGACGCUCUACCCUGAAUCCUGGACUAACAGAGGCUGCACUUGUCCCAUCCUCAAUCCCGGCUUGGAGUACCUCGUGGCAGGACACGAGGAUGUCCGAACAGGCAGACUCAUCGUCAACAUGAAAAGUUUUGUCCAUCAGUGGAAGUCGGCUCUUGGAAGAAAGGUCCUGGAGAUUUUGAAAAGAGACUGCAACUAG